AUGCACAUGACAAAUACUAUUACAGGGAGCUCGCUUUUCCUUUGUCCACUCAUCCUAAUAGCAUCAGACUUUAUGGUGUCGAUGCAUGCUGGUCGGGCGUCUCGGGAGAAGCUCAUUUCAUCGACUGCAGCUAUCAGGCUCAAUAAUUACAGCAGGAAAGGCCACCAACAAGGGUCUGCACAGGCGAGCAACAGGCUUACUAAUUCGAAGCCAACAAGGAGCUUUCUUAUUUCUAGGAUAUACCGGCAGUGA
This is a messenger RNA of Eremothecium sinecaudum, 252 nucleotides long. Its product is annotated as HGL311Wp. The coding region runs from base 1 to 252 and encodes 83 amino acids. Lineage: Eukaryota; Fungi; Ascomycota; Saccharomycetes; Saccharomycetales; Saccharomycetaceae. The record is from RefSeq and is a predicted model, not a curated record. The transcript has a single exon.